UCUGGAAGCAAAUCCAAACACUCCAAUAAUCGUUUUGAUCAAAGUGAAAAUGCAUAACGGAACCGACAUAAGUUCUAGAAAUAUGUUAAGAUUAAGGUGGCUGGGUCUGUUAUUAAUUCAAAUGGCUCUCUUCUUUUCAGCGAUUGACUCCUCUUCUCAAGCAGCUAGCUCACUUCCGGUCACCUAGAGACCAGUGCGGCUUUUUAGAACCAAAUUCUCAUCUUUUCUUCCGUUUCGUUUUCUUUUAAUAAAAAGGGGAAUUGCAAAAUCAGAUGGAAGGUUGUGCAUGCAGUUGUGGUGGGUCUUCUUCACCGGGAAAAUAGAGAAGAGAGAUUGAUUGAUGGAGAAAACAGAAGAGAAGAUAAUGAAAACUUUAUCUGGGAGUUUACUUUCAAUCCCCAAAGAAAAUGAGGAUCCAUGUAUUCUAUUAACACCAAAAAAUUCGGUUUCACCAAGAAGCAGUCUAGUUAAAGUGGAAGGGAUGGGAAAUUGGAAGGAACUAGUUGGGAUCUAUGAGGAGUUUCUACUGGAAACAAAAAGCAAUGAUGACGGUGUUCUACAAAAUCCUGUUUCUAGUGAUUGUUGUUCUCUAAAAAAUGUGAUGGAAAGGAGGAUUAAUAAUACUCCAGCCAUUUGUUCUACCAAUGCAACACCAGAAAAGAGCAUCCCUACGAGGGGCAAGCAUGACAUUCCCGGAUCUUACGCCUGUGGGGACUCCUUAUUAUCUCCGGCUCUUCCAAGAGAAAAUACCGGGUUGUGUUCAGAUGGUUUUUACUCUCCAUAUCCCGAAAACUGUGACUUGAAUUCAUGUGCAUCAAAGACCAUUGCACCCUCAAGCACAGCGAUUUUGUUCCAAUUCGCUCCUAUCACUCCGGAUAAGGCAGAUCAGUUGGAAAGUUUCCAUCACUCUGAAAUAGAUAUCUUUUCAGCAGAUAAAACCUCAUCUUCAUUCCAUACAGAUAACCAAUCUGCAGUGAUAUCACCAUUGCUGAAAGAAACUGAAAUUGAUCUGAACACGACCCCUGAACAGAAAAAUCCUACCAGACGGCGCAAACACAGGCCAAAGGUGGUGACGGAAGCAAAACCCAAACGAACUCCAAAGUCUUCUUCUACUCCCAAACAGACCCGAAGGUCUUCUUCUACUCCCAAGAAGGCCCCAAAGUCUUCUUCUAGUCCCAAAAACAAUACUCUCAAGGAGAACACUUCAUCAGGUAAAAGGAAAUACACGCGCAAAAAGACCCCUUCUUCUGAGUUCACGACUUCAAAUGCAGACCAAGUAGUAAAGUCAUGCAAGAGAGUUCUGAACUUUGACUUACAAAAUGUAGCAAUUAAUGAACAAAAGGGAUCCGGGCGGGCCGUGCGACAGGCACAUGAACAGUAUAACAAAAACAGUAUCCAAACAAAUACAAGUGAAGGAAACAAUGUUCAAAUGAUGACAGACAUGGACAAAACAAUGGUAAAUCGAGGAUUAAAGAGAGACCUUCACACCUUUAAGAUGUCUCACGCGGAAGGUACUAACCUUGAAGGUGACAUAUUGGAGAUAUGUUCAGCAACUCACAAGAAAAAGAAGUUUGAGGAACCGGCCUGUCCAAAUGCAGGAGUAGAGGCUGAAAACGCAUCCCAUAAACUUACCAAAACUGAUUGCCAGAAAGCUCAAGAUGCAGACAUAAACUACUGGAAUACUAAUUCUGCAACACUGUCCGAUUUUGAGCAUGAACAAGGAAAAGAACAAAGAACUUCACGCACUAAAGCUUCUGUAAAAAGAAGGAAAGUCAGAUGGACCCAAUCAAAUAUUCAAGAAUCCAGGUUGAGUAGGAAACGGAUUCCAAAAGAGAAGAAUAAUGUACAAGGUGCACAGAGAGGGCAGGACAAUACAGUAUCCAUUGAUAUUCUCGCAUUCCGAUUAAAAUGCCUAGUUAUCAGUGACAAGAGGAAUAGCAACUUGGAUAUAGGAAAGCAACAAGGUGCACUUGUCCCAUAUAUAGGAGAUGGUGCACUUGUGCCAUUUGAAGCAUUUGAUCUUUCCAAAAGCCGAAAACCACGACCAAAGGUGGACCUUGAUCCAGAGACUUGUAGACUUUGGGACCUCUUGAUGGGAGGUAAAGAAGGAAGUGAAAGUGAAGAAACUGUUGAUAAGGACAAGGAGAAAUGGUGGGAAGAAGAACAGGAAGUGUUCCGAGGACGGGCUGACUCACUUAUUGCAAGAAUGCAUCUUGUUCAAGGAGACCGACGAUUCUCACGUUGGAAGGGGUCUGUAGUAGACUCAGUAAUAGGAGUGUUCCUCACACAAAAUGUGUCAGACCAUCUUUCAAGCUCUGCUUUCAUGUCUCUUGCUGCCAAGUUUCCCCAGCAGUCGGUGAUUAACAAGAGAGAAUAUGAACAAAAUGGAGUAAUUGCUGAGAUUAAGGAAACAGAAGUUCAAGUAAUAGAUCCAGAUGGCACUAUUACUUAUCAGAAGAGCACACUAAAGCAAUUGUCAAACGAGAAGAAUAAAAGAAUGGAGGAUGAAUUCAAUUUAUUGCAGAACUAUUCCCUCUCUUCCUUUCUUCAAGAAAUCAAAUCAAGCUCAGGUUCCAAGUCAUAUACUGAAGAUCAAUUAUUAAGUGGCAAUCAGCAAUUACAAAAUCAAGUUAGUAGCCAAGAAAGUUUUACAAUGGGAACUUGCAUAGAAAGUUCAUUUGUCACUUCAAGGAGUUCUUGGUUAGUAACAAAACAAUUCUUGGAAACAAAAGAAACAACCUCUGAUUAUGCAAAAACUGCACAAAACUGUUCGGGUCUGGAAUGUACAGUACCAGGUAUACCCCAGGAUGCAUUUCUGAAAAGGAAAGCAGAUCACCUAGAGAAUCUACAGCCACAUUAUCCGACAGGAAGCAUUUACCAUUUCCCCCCUAGUGGUCAACUGGACUACUCUUCGAAUGGUUCCUCAGUCACUGUCAAAGCCAUUUCUGAACAACAAUCAGAGGGGAAAAUACGCCCUGACAAACAGACUACCAAGAAGGCCAAUAAUGUAUCAAAUACAAUGAAGAAAAAGAGUGAAGGAGAAACGAAGAUGUUUGACUGGGAUAGCUUGAGGAGGGAUGUGAAAUAUAAGAGCGAAAGAAUAGAAAGAAACAAGUACACAAUGGACUCGUUGGAUUAUGAAGCGCUCAGACGAGCAGAGGUCAACGAGAUAGCUGAUGUUAUCAAGGAAAGAGGAAUGAACAACAGACUUGCAGAUCGAAUCAAGGACUUCCUCAACCGGCUGGUAAGAGAUCAUGGAAGUACUGACCUAGAAUGGUUAAGGCAUAUAGAACCAGACAAGGCAAAGGAAUACCUAUUAAGUAUAAGGGGACUAGGUCUCAAAAGUGUGGAGUGUGUGCGACUAUUGACUCUACAUCAUCUUGCAUUCCCAGUUGAUACAAACGUUGGACGCAUUGCUGUGCGGUUGGGUUGGGUGCCUCUCAAACCUCUUCCUGAGUCACUCCAACUGCAUCUCCUUGAGCUGUAUCCAGUAUUGGAGUCAAUUCAAAAGUAUCUAUGGCCUAGACUUUGCAAGCUGGAUCAGAAAACAUUGUAUGAGUUGCAUUACCAGAUGAUUACAUUCGGAAAGGUUUUCUGCACAAAGCGUAAACCCAACUGUAAUGCGUGCCCAAUGAGAGCAGAAUGUAGACACUUUGCUAGUGCUUUUGCAAGUGCAAGGCUUGCCUUACCAGGGCCAAAAGAAACAAGUAUGAUGAGUUCAACUGCACCUAUCUCAGCUAAUGCAAACCACUCAGCAUUAUUCAACCCCAAUCCGUCACUUCUUUGUGGAAGGCCAGAGGUUAUAACAAACUUAAAUAGAGAAGCUGCAGUGGGGUCCAUUACUGACAACUGUGAACCCAUUAUCGAAGAACCAGCAACUCCAGAACCAUUUCCAGAAAUUUCUGAAUGUGACAUUGAAGAUGCUGCGUUUUAUAAUGAUGGUGAUGAUGAGAUCCCCACAAUCAAACUCAACAUCGAAGAAUUCACAACAAAUCUGCAGAAUAUCUUGCAAGAAAAGAAGGGAAUGGAGGAAUCUGAUAUUUCCAAAGCUUUAGUUUCUGUUAAUCCAGAAGUGGCUUUCAUACCUACUCCAAAACUGAAAAAUGUUAGCCGCCUGCGAACAGAACAUCAAGUGUAUGAACUUCCAGAUUCACAUCCACUGCUUGAAAGGAUGGAUAGGCGUGAACCUGAUGAUCCAAGCCCAUACCUUCUAGCUAUAUGGGCACCAGGUGAAACUGCAAAUUCAAUUCAGUCUCCUCAAACGGUAUGUGAUUCGCAAGGAUCAGGCACACUGUGCAAAGAAAGCACAUGCUACUCAUGCAACAUUGUUAAAGAGAAUGAUUCACAAACAGUCAGAGGCACACUCUUGAUACCAUGCCGAACAGCAAUGAAGGGCAGCUUUCCGUUGAACGGAACAUAUUUUCAAGUCAAUGAGUUAUUUGCUGAUCAUGAAUCUAGUCUUAGUCCUAUUGAUGUUCCAAGACGAUUAAUAUGGUACCUCCCAAGAAGGACGGUGUAUUUUGGGACCACAGUCACAACGAUAUUUAAAGGCCUGUCCACAGAUCAAAUUCAACAUUGCUUUUGGAGAGGAUUUGUAUGUGUGAGGGGGUUUGAUCGAAAAACUCGAGCAUCUCGUCCUCUUAUCGCCAGACUGCACUUCACGGCAAGUAGGAUGGUCAAGUAUAAUAAAGAUAAAAGUGUGAAUAAAAGGAAUAAAGGUUCUAAUCCAGAUAAAUAAUGCCCGAGUAGAAGUCUGCACCUUGACAAGUAGAAGAACACAGACUGCUAAGUAAAUAGGAUAUGUACAAAUUGUGUACUCAUAUAUGGCUGUUUGAACUUUGAAGUGAAAUGCAAACUUCCAUGUACUAAUAAGAAGCAGUUUAAGAAGCAGUUUGUAUUUCAUUCAUACUACUAAAGUGAAGCCUUUUUCAGGAUUACUGAUGCUCUAACACCAGCAGUUUAUAUGAUGUACAUUUGAUAUGUGUUC
Molecule: messenger RNA, 4987 nt
Organism: Cuscuta epithymum
Lineage: Eukaryota; Viridiplantae; Streptophyta; Magnoliopsida; Solanales; Convolvulaceae
Source: the annotation of a GenBank genome assembly